Molecule: messenger RNA, 466 nt
Organism: Sitophilus oryzae (rice weevil)
Lineage: Eukaryota; Metazoa; Arthropoda; Insecta; Coleoptera; Curculionidae
Product: cuticle protein 12.5-like
Exons: 3
Coding region: 76-411 (111 amino acids)
Source: RefSeq, a predicted model, not a curated record
AAUUUUGUCGCGAUUUUAAGCAUAUACAGUUUUUCGUCAGCCGAAAUAGGUAUAACUAACUUCACAAUUUUAAACAUGAAGGCCGUAAUUGCUGUUCUCUUCGCUCUCGCCGCUGUCGCCUCAGCUGGCAUUGUAGCUCCCUCAGUCUACAGCUACGGAUUAGCUAGUCCUCUGGCUUACUCCGCCCAUUACUCAGCUCCACUGGCUUACAGCUCUCCCCUGGCUUACAGCGCACCUUUAGCUUACAGCGCUCCCUUAGCCUAUGCUUCCCAUGCCGUUGUAGCUGCUCCAGCUAUCAAAUCUGGAUACGUUGCCGCUAACCCCGGAGCUGUACACACUGCCCCCCUUCCAGAAGGUCCCCACGCCUUCAGCCAUCAUUUGAACACUGCCCCAGCACCAGGAACUUUCUAAAUUAUCUAAUUUAUUCUUUAGUAAAAAAUGGUUUGCAAUAAAUAAUAUACAAAAA